AUGUUGCCGAAAUCGCGAGAGAAUCAAGGGCUGUGCGGAGCUUGUGAGGAGGCUGAUGUCACGUCAGCCUCGGAGCUGGCUCCGGUGCAGGUGUCCCCUGUUCCUCUGACUGAUCUCUUGGCUGGGCCUCCCCGGGGCUCCUGGUGCUCAAAGGCCCGUGUGUGGCAGCCCUGGGUCGGCCCUGUGCUGCAGGCGCUGCUAGGUGUCCAGGUCCCUAGCUGGGCCUACGGCUGUCCCAUCUGGAUGGAGUCAUGGAUGCCUACCGUCCUGCUACUGCUGUGGCUUCAGGGAUGCAUCUCAGGUCCCUCCGUGGAGAGCGUGUACAGGAAGGUCAGGCAGCGGGAAGGGGACACGCUGUCCGUGCAGUGCUCCUACAAGGGCCGCAGAAGCCGCCUGGACGGCAAGGUUUGGUGCAAGGUCAGGAGGAGGAAGUGCGAGCCCGGCUUCGUGCGGAGCUGGGUGAAGGGCCCCCGCUACUUGCUGCGCGAUGACGUCCAGGCCAAAGUGGUGCACAUCACCAUGGAGGCCCUCACGCGCCAGGACUCGGGCAAAUACUGGUGCAUGCGCAACACCUCUGGGUCCCUCCACCCCAUGAUGGGCUUCAUGCUGGACGUGUCCCCAGCCCCCGCAACGGAGAGAACCCUUCCUCUCACACAUCUAGCCAACACCCUCAAGAGUGGAAUUGUCACAACGGGCCAAGUCCCGAUCUCAGACCUUGCUGCCCCUUUCACCUCUGUUGUGACUGUGUUCACAUCUGGACCCCUCACCUUGGCCUCAGGGACCACGAGGCCAACGUCUGUGACUGACCUCAGCUUCACUGGUACCAGCACUGCCGCUACGGAACCCAGGAGGACCACGGGGCUCCAGCCAGUGACCGUGUCUCCCAGCGAUGCCCGGGCCUUCUCUGCUGGUCCUUCAAUCACCUCCGCCACGUCCGGGCACCUGAGCAGGAGCUUCUCCACCACGGGGACGUGCCACCAGUUAACCUCCAUCAGGUCCCAGGAACCUUACCUCAGUGGGCUCGUGGUGGUGCUGACGCUCCUCCCAGGACCCAUGGUGUUGGUGGUGGCCUAUAGGUUUUGGAAGAAGAGACAUAUGGGAAGCUACAGUGUGGACAGCGAUUCCGCCAAGCCAUGGACGUACCCACUGGAAGGGCCCGAGCUCCCGUGGCAGCCUGCUUGGUUUAAGACCACGUAA
Messenger RNA from Jaculus jaculus (lesser Egyptian jerboa), 1197 nucleotides. It is a transcript of the gene Treml2, whose product is annotated as triggering receptor expressed on myeloid cells like 2. Gene Ontology annotation, molecular function: signaling receptor activity. The coding region runs from base 1 to 1197 and encodes 398 amino acids. Gene Ontology annotation, biological process: T cell activation. Gene Ontology annotation, cellular component: cell surface. NCBI's taxonomy places the organism in Eukaryota, Metazoa, Chordata, Mammalia, Rodentia, Dipodidae. The transcript is spliced from 7 exons. The record is from RefSeq and is a predicted model, not a curated record.